AUGGUUGCAUCUCAGAGUGUGGAUCUGAGCAUCUUAAUGGCUGCAAUGACAUCGCAGAUAGCACAGAUUUCGUUCCAGCUACAAGCGCAAGAAGCACGUAUAACGCCACGGUUGGAAGCACAGGAAUCACGUAUAUUGCAGUUUUCAUCACAGCUCAAAGAAAUACAAAAUAAAAUCGAAGAAAACUAUAAGGAGACAAAGCAUAAAAUCGAGGCUGAGUUAUACGCUGAGUUGAAACGUACUGUCCAUGAACUGCAGUUAUAUCGUCCAUUAGUUACUUCAACUAGUUCUCUGAAGGUUGAGGAAAAUGAGAAGCCUACUUUGUCAUCUACUGGUAUGGAUCUGAGCAUCUUAAUGGCUGCAAUGACAUCGCAAAUGGCCCAGAUUUCAUCCCAGCUGCAAGCUCAGGAAGCGCGUAUAACAUCGUGGAUACAAGCUCAGGAAGCACGUAGUAUAUUCCAGUUGCCAUUGAACUCAUCAGCGAUGGAUGCAAAGAUUACACAGCUUCUGGAUAAUUUAGUGCGAGGUAGUGCGCAACUCAAUAUUAGGCAGGAUAAAAUAGAAGAAAAAGAUAAAAAGAAUAUCGAGGAAAGGCAGGAUAACAUCGAAGAAAAGCAUGACGAAAAGAGGGAUCAAAUCGAAGGGAAACAGGACAACAUCGAAGAACCCGAUAAGGAAAAAAUCGAAGCGAAACAAGAUAAAGUCAAAGAAAUAGAUAAGGAGAAAAUCGAACACAGACAGGAUAAUAUCAAAGAAAAGGAUAAAGAGAAAAUCGAAAAGAACCAGGAUAGCAUCGAAAAAAACGAUAAAGAAAAGAAAGAUAAAUUCGAAGAGAGACAGGAUAAUAUCGAAGAAGCCGACAAAGACAAAUUCAAAGAAAUUUAUAAUAUUAGUAGCGGAGCAAAUGAUAAGUAUGGGAAGGAUGAAAUCGAAGAAAAGCACAAGGUAAAAGAGAAAGAGGAUAAACGCGAAGAAAACCAGAAUGGAAUCGAACAAAGAGAGAAUAAAACCAAGACCGAAUUGGAUGAAUUAAAAGAUCUUAUUCGUCAAUUACAGUUGAAUCGUUCGAUUACUUCAGCGAAUUCUCCCAAGGUGGAAACCCCAACUUUUGACGGCACGACUUCUUUCGGGGUAUUUAAGCUACGAUUUGAAAAGACGGCAAAAGUAAAUAACUGGAGCGUGGAAGACAAAGUCGAUAUGUUGACUUUAAGUUUGAAAGGUUCUGCGGCGGAAUUUUUGCUGACUAUUCCCGAUGUUGAUAUAAAUAGUUAUGACGCGAUAAUUGGUGCAUUCCAAAUACGCCAUGAGAACGAGCACAAGAUUCUGGUGGAUAAAUUGAAUUCGGAAAUUCGCAACCGGAGGGAGGACAAAGAAAGGUUUGAAAAAGAUCUUUACGGUCCUUGGUGCCCUUGA
This is a messenger RNA of Rhagoletis zephyria (snowberry fruit fly), 1413 nucleotides long. RefSeq names its product DNA ligase 1-like. The record is from RefSeq and is a predicted model, not a curated record. NCBI's taxonomy places the organism in Eukaryota, Metazoa, Arthropoda, Insecta, Diptera, Tephritidae.